AUGGCCACAGAAUCGUCUUACUCAACCGAUAUCGACAAGGAGAAGAGUGAAGUCCGCCAUGUUGAUAUCCCAGCACCUAUCGAAGAAGUUGAUGAGACAAACAACGUCGGAUAUACCAUCUACAAGGAAGGCCUCAAUCAUAGCGAGAUCACCUCUGCGCAGAAUAGGCGCAUUCGGUGGAAAAUAGACCUCAUCAUUCUCCCGAUAUUCUUGAUCACUCAGACCCUGCAGUUUUUGGAUAAAACCGCGCUUAAUUAUGCCAAUCUCUUUGGCUUCCAGACGGAUUUAAAUCUUCGCGGUAAUCAAUUCAAGUACGUUUUAUUUUCUGUUAGAUAUCCGGCGCAAGUUCUUAUCGGAAAAUAUCCUGCACAACGAGUCUUGUCAUGCGCAGUCUUUAUCUGGGGUCUGUGUGUUCUUACUAUGGUAUGGUGCACCAACUUCAGAACUGCCAUGAUAAAUCGGUUUUUCUUGGGCAUAUUUGAGGCGUUCGUGUCGCCUUGUUUGACUUUAAUGACCGGAUGGUGGUAUACGAGACAAGAGCUUCCUCUCCGUCAAUUCAUCUGUAUGUUUCUUUUUUGUUGGGGCGGUUUGAUCGGAAGCUAUUAUACAUUACUAGCGGGAAUCUCUGCGAUUAGUGACCGUCGUGCCGGUCCAGAGAAGUGGCAAUAUAUUUUCUACAUCCUAGGUUCCGUGACUAUGGCAUGGGCUAUCGCUGUUUUCUUUUUGCUUCCUGAUUCGCCGGCCUCUGCAAAUUUCUUCAGUCCCGAGUAUCGCGUCCUGGCCGUACAGCGUGUCGCCGGCAAUCAACUUGGUAUCAAGAACCGGAAGUUCAAGAAAGAACAGAUAUUGGUCUCUGCUACGGAUCCGAAGAUUAUUAUUCUUUUUAUUUCUGUAUUCGCAGCUGCGAUACCGAAUGGCGUGGUCAGCAAUUUUUCGUCGAUCAUUAUCAAGGAUAUGGGGUUUUCCACGACGAAGACAACUGUGCUCAAAAGUGUUGGUGACAUGGUACAAAUCGCAGCUCUCAUCGUUGGAGGUGUGAUUACCUUGAACGUUCGCAACUCGCGUCUCAUGGCUGCCACGGCUGCCAACAUUAUUUGCGUAGUAUCGGCUGCCUGCAUGGCAUACUUGCCCCGUGAACAUGUGUGGCAACGUUUAGUAUCAUUUUGGCUAGUCAACUGCCAGUCCGUUGGAUUCUCUGUCGGCCUGGUCAUGGUAUCGUCUAAUAUGGGUGGAUACACGCAUCGGGUAAGUAGUAGCGACACCGCAUAUUGUUUUGGAAACGUCGCGGGACCAUUUGUUGUCAAACAAUCUCAGGCACCAUUCUAUCCAUCUGCUACUGCUGGGCUAUUAGCCGGUUACUGCAUUAAACUUGUAUGCCAAAUUGUGCUGUUCAUUUACAUGCUCGGCUUCAACAAGCGUCGUGAUCGCGUCUACGGUCCUCCAGAUAUCGCGAAGUCGAAAGAAGCGGGAAUGCAAGACAAGACGGAAUGGGAGAACGCGGAUUUCCGAUACGUCCUCUAA
Desarmillaria tabescens is the source of this 1521-nucleotide messenger RNA. RefSeq names its product major facilitator superfamily domain-containing protein. Bases 1 to 1521 code for a protein of 506 amino acids. Gene Ontology annotation, molecular function: transmembrane transporter activity. Gene Ontology annotation, biological process: transmembrane transport. The transcript is spliced from 22 exons. Gene Ontology annotation, cellular component: membrane. Lineage: Eukaryota; Fungi; Basidiomycota; Agaricomycetes; Agaricales; Physalacriaceae. The record is from RefSeq and is a predicted model, not a curated record.